UAAAGAGACCCGGGCGCCCGGCGGUAAACGUCUCGUUUCCAGUCCAGUAGUGGCAGUAGUCCGUUAGUAUCCUUGUCUAAAGUGCGUGGUUCAUACAAUAUAAUAUUUCAUAAAUUAAUCAAUAAUCGAAUAGUGAAGACCUACAACUGAUACCGUGAUACUUUUGUCACAUUUCUCUAUUCUGUGCUUUUGUAGUGCUGUUAUCAGUAUUUUUAAUUUUUCAACGAGUGUUCAGUACCAAGACUAUUGUGAAAUGAGACAUGUCAAAUUAUGGAGUAUAGAUCAAACUUUUGACUGUUGUAACUUGUAAUAUACUAAUUUAGUUAUAAUAUUUUACACCACCUGCUGAAUAAAAAAGUUAUCUUUUUUCUGUCUUUUAUACCUCGUCAGUUAUUAAUCUUUAAAAAAAAUAAAAUAUUGAUUGUGCUGUAUUAUGGUAUUUUACUACCCCAUUCAAUACAAAUUAAUAAAGAACAUUACAAUUUAAUACAAUUUAAAUUCAUUCUUAAUGGUGUACUAAUUGUAAUAUUUUUUUUCUUUGUAAAAACAUCAUAUUAUUAACAAUAGUUUUAAUUAUUUUUCAAAACACAAUGUCUUUAAAAAGUGUUCUAAAAAAGAAGUUUAAGAUAAAAAAUCCAAUUGUUGCGAUGAAGAAAAAAAAGAAUGCAUCCAAGCAUGUUCUUUAUACACCAUCAGCAGAUACUUACAUUCAAAUUGAUACAGAUAAUAUUAGCAAAGAACGUUCCAUAACUGAAAAAGAGCAAAACCAAAACACAGCUCCUGAAAAUUUAGUUAAUGGUGAGAAUGUGGAUGAAAAAAAUAUGAAUAUUGAUGGGUUGAGCAAAUCAAUAACUGAGACAAAACGCAAUAAGAAAAAACGUAAAUCUACAGAUAAUGAUGCAAAUCUUGAAUGUGAGGUACCUACAAAAAAAAGAGUAACUUUUGCAGCUGAUGUAAAAAGUGAAAAAGAUGAUCAGAAAGGUAAUUCUAGCAAUUUGAAACUAAUAAGCUUAAACAAACGAAAAAAAUUGAAUUAUAUAAAGAAGUUGAAGGCAAAAAAAAAUAAACAAAAAAAUGCAAAGAAAUGUGAAGAAAAUACUACUGCAGUUAGUACACCCAGACAAGAACGAGCCUUGGAGUAUUUGAUGCAAUGGAAAAAUGACCGCACAAAUUGGAAGUUCAAAAAAAUUUAUCAAUCUUGGUUGAUUUACUUCACUUAUGAUCCUCUGAAGGUACCUAAAGAACAUUUUGGCACUUUAGUAGAAUACCUUCAAACUGUAGAGGGUCAAAUUCGCAGUAUAAUUCUUCAAAAUGCGAAUAAAGUUGUCUCAGAAUUUUCAUCUUCUAACGUGAGCCAACAAGAAUUAAAUUCAUCACAAGAAGUUAAAUAUCAACGAGCAAGGACUAUUAUUCAAAUGUUUGACUGAUACAUUUAAUAAAAUAUAUGUUUUUGAAUAAAUAACAUUAAAACCAUAAAUCUAACUGAAUCUAAUAACUUAUAUAACAUAAUUUCAUAAAUUAAAUAUAUUAUUUUUUUUCUAUCGUAGGCUCAGUUAGUUUUGAAAUAAAAUGUUUAAGUUUAUCUUCAUCUUGUAGUCCAAUCAUUUUUCCUUGAACUUUCCCAUCUUUCAUUAAUACUAGUUCUGGUACAACUGAGACCUAAAAAAAAAAAACGUUUCUUUGAUUUAGAAUAGUGUUACGCUAGUUACAAUUUUUUGAAUAAAUAUUUCUUUUAAAGUA
Molecule: messenger RNA, 1740 nt
Organism: Acyrthosiphon pisum (pea aphid)
Lineage: Eukaryota; Metazoa; Arthropoda; Insecta; Hemiptera; Aphididae
Exons: 2
Coding region: 591-1427 (278 amino acids)
Source: RefSeq, a predicted model, not a curated record